This is a messenger RNA of Myripristis murdjan (pinecone soldierfish), 3213 nucleotides long. Its product is annotated as thioredoxin reductase 1, cytoplasmic-like. The record is from RefSeq and is a predicted model, not a curated record. The coding region runs from base 147 to 1694 and encodes 515 amino acids. Gene Ontology annotation, biological process: cell redox homeostasis; glutathione metabolic process; cellular response to oxidative stress. Gene Ontology annotation, molecular function: thioredoxin-disulfide reductase (NADPH) activity; flavin adenine dinucleotide binding; glutathione-disulfide reductase (NADPH) activity. The transcript has 15 exons. Lineage: Eukaryota; Metazoa; Chordata; Actinopteri; Holocentriformes; Holocentridae. Gene Ontology annotation, cellular component: cytosol; mitochondrion.
AGGGCAUACAGGUACUUUGUGCAAUGUUCAGCGAGCAACUCAGAAAUAUUUCGUUUCUAAAUCACUUCUCCUUGGGAAAAGUAAGUUUCCCUGCAGGCCUGAAACCAGAAGACGGAGUUCAGUGUCCCAGCUGGCAGCGGUGACUCAUGGAUCCACCGGCAGGUCCUCGAGCGUCCUCCAGGACCUACGACUACGACCUUGUGGUGAUUGGAGGCAGCUCAGGAGGCCUGGCUGUGGCCCAGGAGGCUUCCGAGCUGCGGAGAAAGGUGCUGAUCCUUGACCUCGAGGCUCCGUCUGCUAAAGGCACCAAGUGGGGUCUUGGAGGCUCCGGCGUCAACUCAGACAGCGUCAGGAGGCUUUUACACCAGGCUUGUAUUCUGGGAAAAUCCAUUAAAGACUCUGAGAAGUACGGCUGGAGCUUCAAAGAGCCGGCGCGGCCCGGCUGGGCGGAGCUGCUGGAGGCCGUGCAGCAGCAGGUGGCGUGUCAGAGCCAGGCGCUGAAGGCCGACAUGAGAAGCUGUGGGCUCUUUUACCUGCAGGCCCGCGGAGCGAUGCUGGCGCCCCACACAGUGGAGGCGACAGAUGUGGACGGGAGGAGGUCGACCCUCUCAGCAGAGACUGUGGUCAUCGCCACAGGAGACAGACCUCAGUAUGUGGACGUGCCGGGGGGCAGAGAGCUCUGCCUGACCAGCGAUGAUCUGUUCGCUCUGCCCCGCUCUCCGGGUCGGACGCUGGUCGUAGGCGGGACAGCGGAGGGGCUGGAGUGCGCCGGUUUCCUGUCCGGCCUCGGCCUGCGGGUCACCGUCCUGCCGCAGCCUGAGCUCCUGCCGGGGUUCGACCGGGGAAUAGCUGAGAUGGUGGAAAACCACAUGCUGGUCCACGGCGUCGACUACAUGCAUCACCACUCGCUCAGCAAGGUGGAGCAGGUUAAAGGUGGCAGCAAGGAUAUCGUCUCAGGUGUGUCUGAGGCGGCAGCGCAGCAGGUUUCCUCUGGCAGCCUCAGAGUGACCUUCGUCUCCAAGGAGGGCGACACCAGACAGGAGGAGUUUGAUACAGUCUUGCUUGCCGUUGGGAGGAAGGCCUGCACCAGCGACAUCGGCCUUGAACGCGUCGGAGUCAAAUGCAGCCCGGACACCGGCAGGAUCCUGGUGAAUGACAGGGAUCAGACCAGUGUGGAUCACGUUUAUGCUGUGGGGUCGGUGCAGCACGGCCGUCCCUCCACCACAGGCCUCUCAGUGCAUGCUGGGAGGCUGCUGGCUCGCCGGCUCUAUAGAGGAGAUGACAUCGUGUGUGAUUACAGCAGUGUCCCCACUGUUGUGUUCACGCCGCUGGAAUAUGCCGCCUGUGGUCUAUCUGAGGAGAGAGCCAAUCUAACAUUUGGACAAGACAAUAUUGAGGUGUAUCACGAUUACUACUGGCCACUGGAAUGGACUAUCCCUGGCAGAGAUAAAAACUCCUGCUAUGUUAAAGUCGUCUGCCACAUCCCCAACAAUGAGCGUGUGCUUGGCCUCCAUGUAAUGGGCCCCAACGCUGGCGAUAUUGUCCAAGGCUUUGUUGCAGCUAUGAAAUGUGGCCUCACCAAACAACAGCUGGAUGCCACUGUGGGCCUCCACCCCGUGUCAGCCAAGGUGCUGACCACGCUGACCUGGACCAGGCGCAUGUCGGAGGCUGCGAUGCAGAGAGGAGGCUGCUGAAGUUAGCUCCCUGCUGUCGAUCACUGUGGCCUUUGGCAGCACUGAAAACAGCAGGGUGACCCUUGUGAUGAAAAGCUUGAGGAGUGACAGGCGGCAGGACGGCCACCGACCGUCCAGUGACGUCUUUGCCUGAAACCUGGUGCUCAGGCAGGCAGGGACCGAUGCUCUGCUGCUGACACACUUCCUGUUUUGUGUGUUUAUUUCUGCACUGCCUUUUAAUUUUAUUUAAUUUUUUUUUUCCGAUUUUGCAUUUUUUCAUUAUUAACAAUUUGCUUUAAGCGUAACUUUGAAACAUAUCAUUAAUGCAAUUUUACUGCUCUCUGCUUUAAAGAAAGAUAAGAAGCUCCCUAAGGUAUUGCCUUUGAAAUGCUCUGUAAGCUUUCAUAUAGCUGACUUUUUAAAAGGCUGCUGCAGAGUGAUAAGACGCAGGGAUUUGAUGCAUUUACAUGAAGUAACAGCUUAGACUUAUAGUCCAUGUUCCUGCUGCUGUGGUGCCGGCCUGUGGGAUUUUAGUGCCUUAAUUUCAUGUAAUGAACUAGACGGGGAUUAUGGAAUUACCCAAAUUAAUACUGUUUAUCGGCGAAUGCUCUUGCCUUAAUUGAUGCAUAUGGAGUCUUUAUUGAGACAUUAGGCCAGAAUUCCUGAUUCCCUGCCUUGCUCUUCUGCUCCUUUUUUGUAUUCUCUCUCAGAUUCAGCGCUGCCAGGCAUAGCGACUGUCUUAAAACCACUGUUGAAUAUUCAUGCAGAUCAUUAAGCGAAGUGUCUCAUACAAAUGAAUGCUGAAACUGGGGUGAAAAUAUUUCUUUCAAGCAUGGCGCUGACCCCCAAGCUUUCCCUGCCACCUCAGCUUUGCGCCCUGCAUUUGAAUAAAAAAGUAAAUCUGUGCGUGUAGGCCUCCGACAUGGGUGUGCCCCGUGCAAGGGCAUAAUUUUAAUUCUCUUCAUGUGUUCAAUCUUGUCACAAGUCCAAAGGUUCCCAUCCGUCCCCUGCUAAUUAUACUAUUGCUGUGCAUUGUGCUGAUGACUGUUGAGCACUGUUGCACAACAAUUAGAUGCAAAUUCAUAGAGGUUAUCCUCCAGAGCACCUUCUGAUUCUCCCCUUGACAGACCAGCUGCUUUGAGUAAGACAGAUAUCCUAAUUAGAAAAAGUGCGCAGGACUUUCUUUUUUUUUUUUGGCAUCUGCCUGCAAGUGCUAUUAGAGCCUAAUUUGAUCAAAGUGAACCUGUGUAUGACUUUGUCCAGGAACCAGAACAAGGCUGAGGUGCUACAUGCAAGUCUAUCUAUCACUGCCUGCCCGCCUUGGACAGUUGUUGAGGCUGCAGGGAUUUCCAGACAAUCAGCUCUUAUUGCACAUGUUUGCUCUUUCACCACUAGGUGAUGCUGUAGCUGUACCACUAAUUGGCUUGUUGAGGACUUCUCUCUGCUGUUUGCCAUUUUUGGAAAGAAAUAAAAAAUAAAAAUGAGACUGAGACACCUGUAUUGAUUCAAGAAAUGAAUUCCAAUAAUACUGCUAGAACCA